Molecule: messenger RNA, 573 nt
Organism: Acanthosepion pharaonis
Lineage: Eukaryota; Metazoa; Mollusca; Cephalopoda; Sepiida; Sepiidae
Source: the annotation of a GenBank genome assembly
AUGUCUGCGCCCACGGAUAUCACGUUGUUUCAAGAAGCUGUUGGAUCGGUUUUAAAUGGAUGGACAGUUUUGCAGCUUGCUGUGGAAUAUGGCUUUGGUGGCUAUCAAAGCAAAGAAAAAGCUGCAUGGAUGAGUUAUGCCAUUGAUAAAUGGUUCUCAGAAAAUGCUAAUCUUGAUGCAUAUGAAGUUGAAGAUUACCUGAGUGAAGUGCUUAACACAGAAUUUGACACAAUUGCUGACGAUGGCAGUCUCCCUGAUAUAGCAAAGGAGAUCUGUACAAUGUACCAGUUGUGUCAGGCUGGCAAAAAGGAAGAAGUUCGGCAAAAGAUUCAGUCAAUGCCCAAAGCCCAAGUCGAUAAAUCACAAAGAGCCAACAGCGAGGAGCAAGAAAUUGGGGGACCAGAACACCCAGAUGCUCUGAACUCUUCUCAAACUCCUCAAAUGAUUAUUGAUGAAAAUAUGACAGAAGAAACAAACACAACUACCAUUUCAACAGGCGAUGCUGAAAUGGAGGAGGAAGAGGAUGGCUGGAAAGUUGUGACAAAAGGCCGAUCCAAAAAAAACUGUGACUAA